AUGGACGAGGAUGAGCUGAGAGACUUUCUCCCUACCUCGUUUGGAGGUUCGGGAGGUCCGUUUGAUCCAGAAGAACAGAUAGAAACAGCCAGGCGGGUAGUGCCUGGCGCUGGAAAAUUGUCCAAACCAGCCAAAUCAACAAGUUCAAGAAACAACAGCAGUUCCGAUGACGACUCAGAAGACGACGGUGAUUCAGAGGACGAAGACGACCAUCCCGUAAGUCACGAGAUUGUCUUCAAGACUCAUAAUCGUCCAAUCACCACAAUAACGGUUGAUCCAGCUGGAUCACGAAUGAUAACCGGCUCGAUGGACUGUACCAUCAAACUACACGAUUUUGCUACCAUGACGCCGAACACACUACGGGCUUUCAAAUCUGUCGAUCCUUCGGCGACGAAACCAGCGACGAGUUCUGAAACCCAUCCCGUGCAUGUUGCGAAAUUCAAUCCAAAUUCGCCGAGCCAGGUGCUCGUCGUUUUAGCCACACCGCAAGCCAGGAUAUUGUCUCGGGAUGGCGAAACCCAGGUUGAGUUUGUUAAAGGAGACAUGUACUUGCGAGACAUGAACAUGACCAAGGGCCAUAUCAGCGAGAUAACAAACGGCACGUGGCAUCCGACGAAUUACGACCUGUGCGUCACAGCCGGAACAGACAGCACAUUACGGAUCUGGGACGUCAACAUGCGAAUAAAGCAGAAGGAUGUGAUUGUACACAAGUCCAAACUAGCAGGCUCUGCUGGACGUAGUCGAAUGACAGCAGUAACAUGGGGGAGUCAGGUCGAAGGAGGAAGCAGUCUUCUUGUAGCAGCUGCCCUUGACGGCUCCAUAUUGAUGUGGGGAGGAGAAGGACCAUACACGAGACCAAGUGGCGAGAUCAACAACGCCCAUACACCGAACACCUGGACCAGUGGCAUCGACAUCAGCUCCGAUGGUAGGCUUGUCGUGACCAGGGGCGGCGACGACACGGUCAAGCUCUGGGACACGCGGAAAUUCAAACAACCCGUCAACACCACCACUCACACCUCGACAUCAAGCCAAUAUCCCACCUCAAACAUCCAAUUCGCGCCCAACUCCUCCUCCAUCAUCACCGGCUCCGAGUCUGGAGACCUCUACAUCCUCAACCCAGCGACCCUUAAACCCGAACUCGUUACCCCAAUCACGCCCGGCUCCGCGCUCAUCACAGUCCUCUGGCACGACAAACUCAACCAGAUCCUGACGGGCGGCGCCAACGCCGAAACACAUGUCCUCUUCAACCCCAAAAGCUCCACCAAAAAGGGCGCGCUCAUGGUAAUGUCGAAACAACCCAAACGACGCCACGUCGACGACGACCCGAGUCUAACAACCGACAUGUCGCAAGGCGUGUCAGGUGACGCGAUUAUGAACCCAGGGACAAGCAGCGAGGCGAUCUCAGGCCGCAGCACAUUUUCCUCACGCCACCCGACCAUCGGGCUGACCGCGUCCGGCAAAUCACGCGACCCUCGCCGGCCGCACGUCCCUGCGACAACGCCGUUCUCGAAGAACCAGCCCGACCAGAAACAUAUCAAGGAGCGCAUCCCGCUCAGCUCCAUGCGCGAAGAGGAUCCGCGCGAAGCGUUGCUCAAGUACGCUGACAAAGCGACGAAUGAUCCAUUGUUUACGAAUGCCUGGAAGACGACCCAGCCAAAGACGAUUUAUGCGGACUUGAGUGAUGACGAAGAUGAGAGCGUGAAGCCGAAGAAGAAGGUUAAAUUUUGA
This is a messenger RNA of Exophiala aquamarina CBS 119918, 1728 nucleotides long. RefSeq lists its product as uncharacterized. The coding region runs from base 1 to 1728 and encodes 575 amino acids. The transcript has a single exon. Gene Ontology annotation, cellular component: site of double-strand break; nucleus. Gene Ontology annotation, molecular function: protein binding. The record is from RefSeq and is a predicted model, not a curated record. Gene Ontology annotation, biological process: regulation of DNA double-strand break processing. Lineage: Eukaryota; Fungi; Ascomycota; Eurotiomycetes; Chaetothyriales; Herpotrichiellaceae.